UGUUGUUUAUUUACAUAGCUGUCUCACAAAGCAUUUCAUUUCAAAUCCCAUUGCCUUUUGAAACUCGGAUACUGUGCAUCUGAAUUUCUGAUCGAGUCGCUUUGGAGAAAAAAGAAAGCAAAUAUAGCACGGAUAUUUUGUUUUUGUUUACUGAUCCAUGUGUUUUUAUAGCACACUGUAUUUAUGUGCUUCUAUUUUCCUCGGCAAGCUUCUCGGGCACAUGAUGCAGCCAGGAGGCUGGUUGUUUUUUUAAAUCACGGCUGGAUUAAACAGGGAGAGGGUGGAACAUGAGCUUCACCCAGAAGAUCAAGUUCUCAGGCUUGAGUGGGAACAGCCCCAGUCACAAGGAUAAAAGAGGAUCCGGCCUCCCAUUGUUCCAGCUCAGACUCACAUGGGCUACAGCAUAAAAAUGUUCUCCUGUGUGGCAAGGGAUUGCCAAAUUUCUCCUGAGCCCAAUGGACUGAAUGAAGAACAUUUCAAUAACUACGACUGCAGGCAUUUUUCUCCUGAGAAGGACUGUGCCAUUUCUCUCAACUCCAAAGGAGACCGCACCUCCGACACCUCUGGUUCCUCUUACCGUACCGCCCUGUGCUCGGAGGAGGCAGACAGCUUUAAGGACUGUGCUGAGUACUUAGAAGAAUCUGGAGAUUGCAUCCAGCAAUGCACUUACUGUGACUCGGAAUACAAGCAGGACAGCGUAACAGCCACACCAAUUCUCUCUGCAGAUCAGACGAGCCUCGCUGAGAGGAGCAAGGUUUCCAGGGGUGCAGGCAGCCAACUUCAUGGAACUUUGAACAGUUUUGGUAAGGCCUUAAAAGACGCGUGCAGUGCAGACAGCAAAGGGAAAGGUGAUACAUAUGCUGCUACAUCUGAAGGAAUUCAGGCUCGUUUUGCUGUAAACGGGAGUGAGGCUUUUGGAGGCUCAUUGAUAAUCCAAGACAUGCGAGCACAGAGCUCACAGGCGGACAGCAAUGGUGCUAUAAAAGAUCAAACCUGCAGAGACAGACUCCGUCCCAGUGACAAGGAAAGCCAGCAGGUUCAGAUGUCAAUCAAAGCUAAGAAUAGCUCAGACCCAGUGUGCAGCGGCAGAAUGGGUCCAGUCACAAGAAGGCUGCAGCCAGGAGACAGCGGAUCUAAAUACUUGGAUCAUCCUACACAACUUGGUUCUGAGAAAUCCAAGGAAAUGUUAUCUAAUGGUCGCAAGCUGAAGAAAAACAGCCUUGGCAGCCGAGCUCAUGGUUCUGUAAGUAACAAGCCAGCAUGCCCCAAAUAUUUUAGAGAAAAUUCGAGUGCUCUGAGUGACUCUGAUGAGGCUGAUAAUGAAGUAGAGAAGCUUACGGCCCUGUCUUUCCAGAGCCUCUCGUGUCCCCAAGGCAGCUACCUAGAUAUGUACAGUUCCAGUAACCGAACAUCAUCUAGUCUGUCCAAUUCCUUGCCGGAAGACAGUAUUGGAAUAAACAGGUGGCCGACAUGUAGUGAGCCAAGGAAAACAGUGGUGGUCAACCACACUAAAGGAAGCUGGCAGUUCCCAUCAGCCAGCAAAGUCCCUGAAAAAGAUCUGUGCACUAGUGUACUGGGGAAGGAACACUUUGAUUGUGUCGAUGUCACACUAGACAACACUGAUGGCAGAAGGAGCCUCUGCAAAAAGAGAAUGGUGCCCAAACGUCAGAUUCAGUUGAGACGGAAGGAGAAGAAGGAGAUUGGCUUUUGUGCAGCUGGCGACUGUGCCGUCCUCCAACCAUUCACGCAACCAAGGAAAGAGUUGUGCAUGAAGGGUAGGACUAUCAGUGAUGAAUUUAGACUCAAUUACAAACAAUUUAUGAGGGCAGCCUCUCUGAAUAAUCCUUACAGCAAAACUCGGAUGGCUUCAAGUUUGGUGAGAAAUGUGUUGGCUAAAAAAAUGCAAUAUGAACAAAGAAUCAAAAUGGAGCAAGCGUCUGUCCAAGGCAGCUCAACCUCUUCGGUUCCAUCUUCCAUAAGUACAGACCUCCAGGGGGACAGUUUAGAAGGCAAGUCAAGCUCUCUGUCCAAAUCGGACUGCAGUUUUUCAACUGAAGAUGUGCAAAGUCAUUCCACCAGUGAGAGAUCUGAGUCUGCAGCAGUGAAUAAAGAGGGUACGGAUGCCUUGAAACCAACAAAGGGGGUUGUGCUGAAUGAGCAACUGAGGGAGAACGUCUGCAAACUGAAAAAGACGUUUAAUGAACUGAAUGAGAGAAUGAAAUAUCAAGAAGCCACUCAGUUGAUGAGAGUCCCUGUUUUGGCAGAUGAUGAUUUAGAUAUGAUAGAAUCAAGCAACAUCAGAAAGCAGGCAGUUGGAGAGAGAAAAGAAUACAGGAGAGCCCGGGCUGUGUUUGAGUCCAUGCAGGAUGAUUCUAAAAUCACAGGUGCUGUCCCAAAAUUUGCAAGAACACCAAAGCCAUGGCCAAACCUGAAGCAAAGAGCCAUUCGGCAGAAUAAGCAUAUUCAGUUAAAAGAAGAAAAGAUCCCCCUAAAAUCUAAAAGCCUCAUGGUGCCCAAAGAGACCUCCAGGAACAUCUUCACAUCUAGAACCAAAGAAAUGAAACUCGUGCCCCAGAUGACAAAUGAACAACCUAAUGUUCUAAACGCCUUUAAGCACAGGUCUUCAGACAGAGUUUCCAAUCCCAGGAGGCAGCCUGCAGUUCAGUGCAUGAAAUUUUCAUCAUUAGUUUUUCCAACUUCUGGCAAAUUACGCUGUGAUGAAACCCUUCACACAGAUGAGGUCCUUCAAAUGGAAAAUAAAGGAAAGACAAGAAAACAUAAGCAAAGAGAUGUCAGGAAAUUAGUAAAUGACCCCUAUAGCCUCGGCUUUAAGUCAUCAGACAGCUCCAGUGCAGAGCAGCUUUCCUACUCAGAAAGCAAAAGCGAGAACAGCCAAACUGGGUUGCCAAAUGACUCCACAGCCGUCUCACCUCUCUUCAUACGCUGCACCUCAGUACGGCGGAAGGAUGAUACACAAGCAGUAAACCAGUUACGGGAGAAGAAGCAAGAUGAAAUUAGGGAUAUAGAUUUGUCAACCCUUUCUCUACAUGAUCAGAGCAUCAGUAGCACGGAUAAUUUUAACCCCACAACGCAGACACAUGGAAACGUGUCUGUGUGUCCUCCAGAAAACAAGUGCUCUCCAGUGAGUGAACCUGCUGUGCACAUUACUACAAUUCAGUCCAGGAAGUGUGUAGUUGAAAAUAAAGAACUUCAGCCCCAAACUGAAAAUAAACCAGUGCCCUAUGAGCGGACUGAGUUAAACAUCCGACCUUCUUCUGCAGCCCUAAAGAAAGAGUCCCAGCUCAAUAUUCAAGUCAACAGUUCUCUCUCCAAACAGUCACACAUAACAGAAACUGAUUAUUUUCCAGCUUCAAGUUGUUCCAUGCUGGAAGAAAGGACCACAAAAGAAGCUCUCUCACAGACUAACCACAGUUUAAGAGCAAACAAAGCUGCUUCUUCGUCAGAGACCGUUGCGAUUCCAUCUCCUAAAUGCCUUCAGGAGAUCGGGCAGAAAGAUAAUGUGAGCCCUCUUCAUGAGCCUUCCAAAGCCCAGGAAACUGAAUGGCCCCAUCAGAAACAUUUAUUCAGUGAGAAUAUCUCAGUGGUGCCUAAAGACAGUAAAAAUUCUCCGGGCUUUUUGAAAGAAGAAAAUAUGUUCUCUAGAUUAACCUACGGAAGCAGUAGGUACCCACAAGCCGCCAAGCCGCCAAGGACAAGCACCCAAAAUAAUCAGGCACAAACGCCAACAAACAAUCAUUUUGUUGACAGUUCGUCUGAAACAGCAGUACUGGAAGACCCCAAACACUUGGAUGACAACAUCAGGAUACUUUCAGAAUGUGACAUUUCAGACAGUCCGUUACCAGCAAGAGAGUAUACUGAAGGAAUCAAACUAAUAUCAAACCCUCCUUUUACACCAUCAUCUUAUGGAAAGCUGCCUGACCCAGGGUGCGAUUGUCUUAAUAAGCCUCAGGCAACAAGCGAACAAUAUUUUUCAGCAGCACAAGCAGACAACACCAAUUACUUAACAAUUCCCGUGAAAGCCCAUCAGUCUGAGCCAGUUACUAAGCACUCAGUGCCUCCGUAUCUAGAUAAUUCCUCUUUCACAUCCAAUGUCUCUUUCCAGCCCAGUGGAGAAGCUUCAGGAAACAAAACAAGUAAUGAACAUUUCCCACCAAAACCAUUAGAAAGGAGGGCAUCUUCUGACAAUUUGCUCCACAGUAACCCAAGCCAUGGGCAAAUCCCCCCCAGACUUGAAGGAUCUCCCGGUUUCACAAGAAGAAACGAAAGGAUUUCACCAUCUGGUAAGAGCGCCCCAAGCCCAACUCGACACUUUGCUGCUCCUCUGCAGGCACAUAGAAAAAUGUUAGUCGAUCCAGAGAGUGGAAAGUGCUACUAUGUGGAAUCACCAAGGCAGCCUCAGCUGAAGAUGCUUUAUGAUCCAGAGACGGGGCAGUACAUCGAAGUGCUAAUACCACCAGUACCAAUGACUUCACACAGUGGACUUUACCAGUCUCCUUUCCCUUCAGUGGGUAUGAACUCAGGAGGUUAUGGACCACCUUACAUGUCAUACUCAGGAUUUUCAGGUUUCCCUCCUCCCCCUCCUGCUAUGCCACCUGUCCAGGUGGAUCUUCAAGACCAACCACCUGUUCAAGAAAACACCAAUGAAGGAUUUAGCCAUUUUUCAAAGAACGAAGUACCGCCAGCUACCCAAACUGCUGAUGGCAACUACAUGGAAAGUUUAUAUUAUAUUCCCACCGGGAUGAAUUUGAGUCCAAACCCUAAUCAAACAGUGUUCCCCCCACCUGCAAGUUGUGGUCCUUCUAUGCCAGAGAAGGGAUCCUUCCAUAGAAUGUGACAUGCAGCGCUACAAGGGUGUUUAGGAAGACCAUUUUUAUAUUUCAGACCAUUCGUGUUUUUUAAAAAAAAUCAAACCAUACUUCAUUCCCUGGAACUUGCGGGAGGGAGGAAAGAAUAACAGGAAAGGGAAGGUUUGGUGGCUUUUUGUUCAAGUUUUCAGCUGCUUGGGCUCUGAAGGACUCAUGAGGUAAUGGGACAAAAUGAGUUUACAGCAUGCAUCAUUUGCUUGACAAAUUUUUAUUUUAAUGUAAACAUCCCUGGGCUACCAUAAUGGGCUACAUUCUGGUGCUAGUUGAAGCCAAUGGGAGCUUUGAGAUUGACUUCAAAGGGACCAGGAUUCAGGCUGUUGGAGCAGUUCAGUUUGUUUCUUGGGUAAUGCUAUAUAGAGUGUAUCGUUCUAAUGCUUAAGCCUCUACCCAAGCAGUUGGGUUAUUCAUGAAUCUUGGCUCUUCUAUAGCAAUUAAAUGUUCCCCUAAACUUUUUGAGAUUUGGUACUUUCAUAUAUUUCUCUCUCUCUCUCUCUCUCUCUCACACACACACACACACACACACACACACACACACACACACGGACCUUUACACCACAUUUGCUAACAGAAAAGUUUUGUCUGUGUAAAUGCUUUGAUGAUUGGGGCACAAACAUGCUGCUUAAGAAUAGAUAGCUUGGCAGUUCUAUGGGGCUUCACUGGUUCUAUAAGCUUCAGAUUUCCGAAGCUUUGCACU
Molecule: messenger RNA, 5580 nt
Organism: Eublepharis macularius
Lineage: Eukaryota; Metazoa; Chordata; Lepidosauria; Squamata; Eublepharidae
Gene: PROB1
Product: proline rich basic protein 1
Exons: 1
Coding region: 392-4855 (1487 amino acids)
Source: RefSeq, a predicted model, not a curated record